AUGGGAGUGUGUGGUGCCACCCGGGAGUGUGCUGCACCACCCAGGAGUGCACCUGAGAGGCCCAUGGGCCAGAUUGAGGAAAGCCAGGAGAAUGGGAGCCCUCCUCACGUGUGCAGGUCAUUCCAUAAGGAGGGGGCCACAACAGAUAAUGUGCAUGUACGGACAGUUGUUGAUCUUGCCUAUUUGCAAGGUGGCAUCCUUGUUCAGUUUAGCGAAGCUGUCAUGAUGGCACAUAGAGAGAGAAGCAGUCCUGCUGAUACAAGAGACCAAGGUCGUGGAGGGCUUUGUCUGUUGGAAAGACAGGCAUUGCAAGAGGCAGAUGAUGUGGUCACUGAUGUUGAUUUUACCAACAUUCUUUCUGAAGAGGAGAAAGAAGAGUUAAAAACUGAACUUGCCAAGCUAGAGGAUGAAAUUGCAACUUUACGACAAGUGUUGGUAGCCAAAGAGAAGCAUCUUGUGGAAAUGAAACAAAAGCUUGGUAUCAACCUGAUGAAUGAACUGAAACAGAACUUUAGCAAAAGCUGGCAUGAUGUGCAAACCACUACUGCUUAUAAGAAGACUCAAGAGACUCUUAGUCAAGCAGGACAAAAAGCCACAGCUGCUUUCAGCAAUGUUGGGACAGUCAUCAGCAAGAAGUUUGGAGAUAUGAGGUCACAUUCACUUGGUUAUUCUAUUCGUCAUUCCAUAAGCAUGCCUGCUAUGAGGAAUUCUCCUACAUUCAAAUCCUUUGAAGAAAAGGUUGAGACCACUGUCACAAGCCUUAAGACAAAAGUUGGAGGCGCAAGCCAGAGUGGAGGAAGUUUUGAAGAAGUUCUCAGUUCUACUGCCCAUGCCAGUGCCCAGAGCUCCAGUGUAGGCAGUCGACUUCCAGAAACAGAAGAGGAGCUUCAGUGUUAGAUUGCACAGAUGGCACU
This is a messenger RNA of Eublepharis macularius, 914 nucleotides long. It is a transcript of the gene TPD52L1, whose product is annotated as TPD52 like 1. Gene Ontology annotation, cellular component: cytoplasm. The record is from RefSeq and is a predicted model, not a curated record. The transcript is spliced from 9 exons. Gene Ontology annotation, biological process: positive regulation of MAP kinase activity; positive regulation of apoptotic signaling pathway. Bases 1 to 897 code for a protein of 298 amino acids. NCBI's taxonomy places the organism in Eukaryota, Metazoa, Chordata, Lepidosauria, Squamata, Eublepharidae.